CCCCGCGCCGCGCAAACGGCACGUUGCCCCGCUUCGCUUGCCCAGCUGCCGCUGCCGCUGCCGCUCGCUGCCCCCGUGCGAAUGCGAUAAAAGAAGCAGCCAGCCAGCUGCCGGUGGUGGUGGUGGUGAGUGUCACUCGCUCGCCCCGGUCAAAGCCAGCGAGCCAGCGCGCGCGGCAUCCAUCCGUCCCGCCCGCCUGCGUGCCACCCGCUUCGUCUCCUCCGCUCCGCGGUGUCCCCCGCGCUCUCGCCGCUGCUUAUCUGCGGGCGGGGCGGGCAACCGCGAAUCUGGGUCUGAGGGUGGUUUUGAUGAUGGGGUCGCCGGGGGCCGGGAGCAGCGGCGGCGGCCACGAGUGCUCCUUCAAGAUCCUCCUCAUCGGGGACUCCGCCGUCGGCAAGAGCAGCCUCCUCGUCAGCUUCGUCGCCGCCGCCCACCUCGACGACGACAUCGCCCCCACCAUCGGAGUGGAUUUUAAGAUCAAGUUCCUUACGAUUGGUGGAAAGAAACUGAAGCUGACAAUAUGGGAUACUGCUGGCCAGGAGAGGUUUAGGACGAUUACUAGUUCUUACUACAGAGGCGCUCAAGGCAUUAUUCUAGUAUAUGACGUCACGAAGAGAGAAAGCUUCACAAAUUUGGCUGAUGUAUGGACUAAGGAAAUAGAGUCCCACUCGUCAAACAAAGAUUGCAUAAAAAUGCUUGUUGGAAACAAAAUUGACAAGGAGGACGAAAGAACUGUCACAAGAGAAGAAGGGCUUGCCUUUGCAGAAGAAUCUGGGUGCCUGUUUCUUGAGAGCAGUGCAAAAACACGAGAUAAUGUUGAGAAGUGUUUUGAAGAACUUGCGCUGAAGAUCAUGGAUGUCCCUAGCCUCUUAGAGGAAGGCUCUUCUUCAGUCGUCAAGAGGAACAUUCUGAAACAGAAGCAAGAAAAUCAGGCAAAGCAAGGUGGCGGAUGCUGUCAAUAGAUCAUGGCGUCCAAGCAAGAUUGUGGCAUCCAACCCGAGCUGCUGUUGUGUGUUUGUAAAUGAGUUGUAUCUAAAUGAUCUGGGAGUAAAUAGGGGCGCAAGGGAGUCAGCUUGUGAGGUUUUGGAGAGUGAUUAAAAUUGAUUUUGUACAAAGAACAGCAUUUUUCCUUUUAUUUUUUGUUUUUCUGCUCAUUUUUUUAUUAUCUUAACCGAACUUGCUGUCUUUUGUUUAUCUAUUGAUUUUUUUGUCAGAAUUACGAUGAAGUGACCAAAAACUUGUCGAUGACAAUUCUAGGUAG
This is a messenger RNA of Oryza brachyantha (malo sina), 1261 nucleotides long. RefSeq names its product ras-related protein RABC2a-like. The transcript has 6 exons. Lineage: Eukaryota; Viridiplantae; Streptophyta; Magnoliopsida; Poales; Poaceae. The record is from RefSeq and is a predicted model, not a curated record. Gene Ontology annotation, molecular function: GTPase activity; GTP binding. Bases 309 to 962 code for a protein of 217 amino acids.